Prionailurus viverrinus (fishing cat) is the source of this 4200-nucleotide messenger RNA. Its product is annotated as zinc finger protein 420-like. Gene Ontology annotation, cellular component: nucleus. Lineage: Eukaryota; Metazoa; Chordata; Mammalia; Carnivora; Felidae. The coding region runs from base 554 to 2299 and encodes 581 amino acids. The record is from RefSeq and is a predicted model, not a curated record. Gene Ontology annotation, biological process: negative regulation of transcription by RNA polymerase II. Gene Ontology annotation, molecular function: DNA-binding transcription repressor activity, RNA polymerase II-specific; RNA polymerase II cis-regulatory region sequence-specific DNA binding; DNA-binding transcription activator activity, RNA polymerase II-specific. The transcript has 5 exons.
AUGUUCACAGCCAUGCAAGCACGCCACGGUCCUCAGGGCCACGUCGCCGAUUCUACAAGGCGGAUCCUCACACACAGGCCUAAGGCCUCGGAAGGGACACCCUUUCUCAGAACUCCCUGGUACAGAACCAUCAGGGACUCGCCCUCUCCCCGCCAGGACCAGCGCAGAACACGCCCUCAACCUCAGGUCCCGGGCCCCAGCAGUUCAGUGAUCUGCGCCUGCGCACGCCCGGGCCGCGCGGCCGUUCCCAGAAGUCUGCGGGGCUCGGGCGGGGGGCGGACCGCUUUACUUCGGGACUUUUAAUGACCCUGCUCUCCGGCUCCCACAGUCGGUGUGGUAACUUGGACACGGGGCUCCUUUGCAUGUCCCUUGUUGCGUGCCGCGCGUGAGCGGCCCCGUCUGAGGAAGAAGUCGGCAUGAGUCGCGACGGAAAAGGCUGUGCAGACGUAGCGUAGAGCCCACGUGGACGGGGAGCGGCGCUCUGGCUUUCUGCAUCUGUGCUAUUCUGUUAGAGGAACCCUGAAGACUGAUCCACUCUUGUAGGCCUAAAACCAUGGCCCAUAGAUCUGUGACAUUCAGGGAUGUGGCCAUACACUUCUCUCAGCAGGAGUGGGAAUAUCUUGACUCUGUUCAGAAGAACUUGUACCGGGAUGUGAUGAUGGAGAACUAUGAUAACUUGGUCUCAUUGGCAGAACAUUCCAUUUCUAAGCCAGAUGUGAUCACAUUAUUGGAGCAAAGAAAAGAGCCCUGGAUGGUUGUGAGGGAGGACACAAAAAGAUGGUGUACAGACUUGGAGUCAAAAUAUGAAAUAAUCAGCUGUGAAAAAGUACACGUUUAUAAAAAACAUUCACCUCUUACUCUACGUCAGAAAAUUCAUACUAGAGAGAAACCCUAUGAAUGUGACAAAUGUGGGAAGGCCUUUAGUCGACAUACAGACCUUACAGUACAUCAGAGAAUUCAUACUGGUGAGAAACCCUAUGAAUGUGAGCAGUGUGGAAAGUCCUUUAAUCGUGCAUCCAACCUUCUGCAACAUCAAAGAAUUCAUACUGGUGAAAAACCUUUUAAAUGUGAGCAAUGUGGAAUGACGUCUAGUCGUAGGAUGGACCUUAAAGUUCAUCAGAGAAUUCACACUGGUGAGAAACCCUAUGAAUGUGAACAAUGUGGGAAAGCCUUUAGUCGUGCCUCACAUCUUACUCAACAUGGGAGAGUUCAUACUGGUGAGAAAGCCUAUGUAUGUAAUGAAUGUGGGAAGGCCUUUAGUCAGGGUGGAAGACUUAAAAUACAUCAGAGAAUUCAUACUGGUGAGAAACCCUAUGAAUGUAAGGAAUGUGGGAAGGCUUUUAAUCAAGCCUCUCAUCUUGUGCAACAUGACAGAAUUCAUACUGGUGAAAAACCCUAUGAGUGUCAUGAGUGUGGGAUGACCUUUAGUCGUGGUAUAGAUCUAAGAGUACAUCAUAGAAUUCAUACUGGUGAGAAACCAUAUGAAUGUAAGGAAUGUGGGAAGGCCUUUAGUCGUGCCUCAAAUCUUGUUCAGCAUGAGAGAAUUCAUACUGGGGAGAAGCCCUAUGAAUGUAAGGAAUGUGGGAUGACAUUUAGUCGUGGUUAUCAGCUCAUUCCACAUCAGAGAGUGCAUAUUGGUAUAAAACCCUAUGAAUGUAAUGAAUGUGGGAAGGCCUUUAGUCAUGCUUCAGCACUUAUUCAACAUGAGAGAAUUCAUACUGGUGAGAAACCCUAUAAAUGUAAAGAAUGUGGGAAAGCCUUUAUUCAUGGUGGAAGCCUAAGAAUGCAUCAUAGAAUUCAUACUGGUGAGAAACCCUAUGAAUGUAAAGAAUGUGGGAAGGCUUUUAGUCGCACCUCAAACCUUGUUAGGCAUGAGAGAAUUCAUACAGGUGAGAAACCAUAUGAAUGUAAGGAAUGUUGGAAGGCGUUUAGUCAUAUUGAAAGCCUCAGAGUACAUCAUAGAAUUCAUACUGGUGAGAAGCCCCAUGAAUGUAAAGAGUGUGGGAAGGCUUUUAGUAGUGGCCAUCAACUAAUUGUACAUCAGAGAUUUCAUACUGGUGAGAAACCCUAUGAAUGUAAGGAAUGUGGGAAGGCUUUUAGUGUGUAUGGGCGACUUACUAGACACCAGAGUAUUCACAGUGGUGAGAAACCUUUUGAAUGUAACACAUGUGAGAAGUCCUUUAGGCUUAGGUCAAGUCUUAAAGUACAUCAGAGAAUUCAUACUGGAGAGAAGGCUUAUGAAUAUAAGGACUGUGGAAAGGCAUAUAUAUGCAGUAGAGAAUGUAUAGUACAUAAGUGAUUUAUAAUACUGAGAAACAGUGUGAAUGUAAGGAAUAUGGGAAUACUUUUAGGUAUGGUUCAGUUUUUAUAAGGCAUUAAGCAAUUUAUACUGGCGAGAACUCCUUAAAAUGUAAAUAAUGUUUGGAAUUUUUGUUAUGACUCAAAUGUUCAGAUUAAUAAAUUUAUAAUGUAUUUUUAUAUAACAGGGAAGACUUUACUAGCAUUUCUCUAUUUACAGAUUAUCAGAAUAUUCAUCUUGGAGGAAAAUUCAGAGAAUGUGGAUAUUCCCUUGUUUUUUAUGCUUUAUAAAAGCUCUCCAGCCCUCAUCAAUUAUUGUUAAAUUUGAGGAAACGCUUACCACAGAAAACCCCUGUUGAUCUAACAAAAACCAUAGUGAUUGUCAUUUGAUGCUUUACAGCCUGUAUGACAUUGGGCAAGAUAUUAUCCCUGUGGGAGUCAUUUAUAAGUGGUGAUAACAGUACUUGCAUUAUAGUGCUGUUUUUGAAAUGUAGAAAACUUGGAAAGCUAUCUUAAACAUAGUCUCUAUUCAGUAAGUAUUAGAUACUAUUUUUAAUAUUAUUUGUAUUACUAUUAGUGAAUUAUUAAGAGACCAAGUCAAUAUGGGUGUAAUGAACUUAGAAAAUCUUUAUUCCUAAGUAAUUACUUGUGCCUUUUUGAGUUUUAAGUAUUUUUUUCUGCACAAAGUCUAGUAGAAUAUGAAAAUCAUGAGGAUUUAAAACGUGAGUUUUAUUGGAAGACUGACAUUGAUUUGUUUACAUACCACCUAUGGAUGCUUUCAUACUCCUCUGGCACAGCUGAAUACCUGCAGCAGAGGCCAUAUGGCCGACAAAGCCUAAAAUAUUUACUGUCUGGUUCUUCACAAAAAUUUUUGCCAGUACCUGUUUUAGAAUAACAUCCCCACCAAUUUUUCAUUACUUUGGAUUUUUGAAGAGUAUGAGAAAGUUGUCUUACUGAAUGGUCCCAUGUUCUGGGUUUUAAAAAUUAUUUCUUUGUGGGUCAUUUAUCCUGUUCUUCUAUCUCUAAUCGUUCUAGUAAAUUAAAAGUUAAAUGAAGAGGUUUGAGUCAAUGUUGUGAAUGUUAAGAAACAUAUAAUGUUGAGUUUCCCUACUUUUAAUGAUGCUGGAUGUUAACACCUGGUUAUAGUAAUGACUGCUAGAUCUCUCCAUUGUAGAAAUCCAUUUUAUAGUUACUCAUCUGCAUGGUAAUAUUUUAUCACCUCCUUUUGCAAAUUGAUAAUCCUCAUGUAUAAGUUCUGAAUUAAACAGAGAAUUGAAAUUAGGGUCUAUUCAGAAAGGAAUGAUAAUGAAAUGCUUAUAUGCCAGAACUUGGGGAUGUUAUCAGUUUUAUGUACUCAUUGGAAAUUUAAUAAAUUGCUCACGGCUUUAUCCCCAGAUCAUACAUACCCAUUGUUUGCCACUUAGUAGGUAUUGACAAAAUUGAUAAAAUAAUUAGAUAACAAUUAAUUAAAAAUUUGUAGAAUAAAAAUUUUACAAAGCUAGAAACAAAAUGACUUAAAUCUAAGCCAAUAUAAGAAAGCAAUUAGUAAAACUAAAAUUAUUAGAGCCUAUUGAUUAUUAAUCAGAUAGUACUCUAACAGCUUUGGGUUUUUUCUGUGAAAAACAAUACAUCUAGAAGUAGAGUUUAGUGAUUUAGAAAUGGAACAGGAAUCUUGAAAAAAUGUUUUUUAACUUUAAAAUUUUUCUGUUAGUAUGUUAACAUCAGAUAGGCUGUGAUAAAUCUGGUCAAGAUAAAAAUAAGAAUGAUUACAUUAUCGUAUCAUUAAUAAGAAAGGCGAUAUAAUCACAAACAGAGAAUUUUAAAUUAAAAGAAAAUGCUGGGUGGCUCAGUUGCUUAAGCCUCUGACUAUUGAUUUUGGCUCAGAUAAUUGUCUCAUAGUUC